UCUGGGGAGGAAACGGAGCUGCAAACUCAGUCCUGCUCUGCUGUACAGGGUGCAGGGCAGAGGGAGAGCCAAUCACCGAAACGCACAGGCUCCCUUUAAGCCUGACAUAUCUCCAACAGGAACAAAUUGUCCCAACAAUCAACAUCCCAAUCUGCUGCGCGCAUCAAGGGUUGCAGAGGAGCGGAUAGCCCACACAGGCCUGCGCAGCGUGGGCGGACUGCGUGGAUUUCACUACGACAAGAAGCUGCGGGAAGAUCUAAAACGUCAUAAGUCGCUUGGAUAUCAAGGUGUUUCGGCCGAGGAGCGAGCUCGGACAUCAUGUCUAUAUUACCGUCCUUCGGGUUCACGCAGGAGCAAGUGGCGUGCGUCUGCGAGGUUUUGCAGCAAGGAGGGAACCUGGAGAGGCUCGGCCGCUUCCUGUGGUCUCUGCCAGCCUGUGAUCACCUCCACAAGAACGAAAGCGUCCUGAAAGCCAAGGCGGUGGUGGCCUUUCACCGGGGGAACUUCAGAGAGCUUUACAAAAUCCUGGAGAGCCACCAGUUCUCUCCGCACAACCACCCAAAGCUGCAGCAGCUCUGGCUGAAGGCGCACUACGUGGAGGCGGAGAAGCUGCGCGGCCGGCCGCUCGGAGCCGUGGGGAAGUACCGGGUGCGCAGGAAAUUCCCGCUGCCCCGCACGAUAUGGGACGGCGAGGAGACCAGCUACUGCUUUAAAGAGAAGUCUAGAGGAGUCCUAAGGGAGUGGUACACGCACAAUCCUUAUCCGUCCCCGCGGGAAAAGAGGGAGCUGGCGGAGGCCACGGGACUGACCACCACGCAGGUCAGCAACUGGUUCAAAAACCGACGGCAGAGGGACAGAGCCGCCGAGGCCAAGGAGAGAGAGAACAGCGAGAACAGCAACGCAGGCGGCAACAAACAGAACCAGCUGUCCCCUCUGGACGGAGGAAAGUCUCUCAUGUCCAGCUCGGAGGACGAGUUUUCACCGCCUCAGAGCCCCGACCAGAACUCUGCGCUUUUGCUCCAGGGCAACAUGAGCCACCCCGGGGCCUCCGCUUACCCCAUGUCCGGGCUGGGGGGCCCACAGCCGGUGCACGGCAUGCACGGACACCCGCACCAGCUGCAGGACUCCUUGUUGGGACCUCUAACCUCCAGUCUUGUGGAUUUGGGCUCUUAAAGAGACCGCCAGAUGAAACCAGAAAACCAAAACAACAGAAGAGAACUGAUGCGUGAAUCAGAUUGAAGACAUGUAUGAAAUAACACUAUUGUAGCCUACCUUAUAAUAUAGACUGACUGUCUGUCGUUAAAUUUUGGUUAGAGCAAAACUCCUUAAUGCGCUUAUUCUACAUCCACUGAAUGGAUGUUUAAUUUUUGUUUUUCCUGAAAACUCCCUCUUAACUGAUGAAACACUUACCAGGAUCAACCACCUUAAUUUAUGAUAUUUUGUUAAAACAACAAAAAACAAUUAUAGCAACCUCUUGCGAUGGAAACUAGGAGGUAACGUUUUUAUUAGAGCCAAGGUAAUUAGUUUCCAAUAAAACAAAAUUAAUGCA
Girardinichthys multiradiatus is the source of this 1549-nucleotide messenger RNA. RefSeq names its product homeobox protein six1b. The coding region runs from base 319 to 1173 and encodes 284 amino acids. Lineage: Eukaryota; Metazoa; Chordata; Actinopteri; Cyprinodontiformes; Goodeidae. Gene Ontology annotation, biological process: regulation of transcription by RNA polymerase II. The record is from RefSeq and is a predicted model, not a curated record. Gene Ontology annotation, molecular function: DNA-binding transcription factor activity, RNA polymerase II-specific; RNA polymerase II cis-regulatory region sequence-specific DNA binding. The transcript is spliced from 2 exons. Gene Ontology annotation, cellular component: nucleus; transcription regulator complex.